AUGGAGUUCAAUUGUUUAAUUGAAAGAGAAUCAUUUUUAUUAAAUGUCAAGGAUAAAAUCAUGACAAUUUGUAAUCAUUCUAUCAAAUACACAUUUGAUCUAUCUUUGAAGGUUCUUAUCACUUGGGUGUUUCGGGAAAAAGAAUUGAAUGGGUUUAUAUUAGAUGACCUCAUUGUGGAAGGAGAUGGUUUAAAUAUGAAAAAACUUAAACUAUUUCUUGGUGGAAAAAUAACAUACACCGGUAUUCAAAUUUUCUAUUGCUUUAAUGGAGAGAUAAACAUCAGCAAAAGUAAAGCAACUAAAGUAACUUAUAUUAAUAUAAUUAAGGUCUGUUCCCUCAUCAAUAGGUAAACUAAGCUAAAAUUCACUUGCAAAUGCUUUAAGAAGAGUGCAUUGGGGAUUGAGAGAAUUCAUAAGGAGAUUGAAAUAUAAAAAAAAGCAUCUAAAAAUGGAUUAGCACCUAAAAUAUACGAAUGCUUUGAAUCAAAAAAUUGUGUAUAUCUUAUAAUGGAAACUUUGGAAUAGUUAUAGGAUCAGGCAUUUAUGGAAGAGGAUAUUAUGUUAUUUCUUUAUGUACUUAUUUUUAUAAUUCUAGAGUCUAAUUUAAAUAAUCUCAGUCCUUCAUUAGGAAAAUAUUGUUCAUAAAAGCAUAAAAAAAUCACACAUUAUGUUUAGUGAAGACAACAAACUAAAGCUAGUUGGAUUUGGAAAAUCUAGCAAUACUAAUAUUCAAAACAAUGAGUUUAGACUGGACAUUUUUAAAGUCGGAAUUAUUAUGCAUAAAUUGUAAGAUAUUUAAAUAACAUAGCUACUAAAAAUAGAAUUUUCAAGAUGAUUAGUUUAUUAUAUCAAAGGAUGGAAAUUCCCUAUUAGAAUCUCUUCUAAAUUGGAAGAGUAACUCGCCUCUUGAGCUAAAAGAACUAUUUUCUCACCCUUACUUUAAAUUGUUAAAAUCCGAAGGAAUUUCAUUAAGUAAAGAAUUUCAAUGUAUUAUUAGAAAUCUAAUGUAUGAACCCUAAAUUUAAAACUCGUAUUUUUUAAGAUGAAGAGCUUGAAUCAUUCGAAUGA
Molecule: messenger RNA, 1068 nt
Organism: Paramecium octaurelia
Lineage: Eukaryota; Ciliophora; Oligohymenophorea; Peniculida; Parameciidae
Source: the annotation of a GenBank genome assembly